AUGUCGCCGGCUUCAGCUGCAGCCCAGGCUUCUGUGUCGGUCUCGUUUGACCUCAAGGCGGAUACUCCGGUCCUUCAGGGCCUGCGCCUGGUGAGCCACGCUCCCGGGGAGGCUCUGGCCCAGGCUCUGCAGAUUUCCUGUCCAGGUUCAGGGGAGAGAAUAAGCCCAGAAAGAAAACCACUCCAGGGUCCUCUGGGUAUUUCAGAGAAGUUGUUUUGUUCAACCUGUGACCAGACCUUCCAGAACCACCAGGAACAGAGGGAACAUUAUAAGCUUGACUGGCAUCGGUUUAACCUAAAGCAGCAUCUCAAGGACAAGCCUCUCCUGUCUGUCCUGGACUUUGAAACGCAGAGCUCCACAGGAGAUCUUUCCAGCAUCUCAGGAUCAGAAGACUCGGACUCAGCCAGUAAGGAGGACUUGCAGAUACUGGAUGAGGAGAGGGCUGAGUUUGAGAAGCCUAACCGACCCUGAGGCUUCUACCCGCAUGGGGUUCUUUUCCAUGCCCAGGGCCAGUUUCUUUAUGCCUAUUGUUGUGUCCUAGGCCCUCGCCAGGCAAGUGCCAGCACAGGUUGUGUGGUGCCCCCACAAGAAGCAGAACUGCUGCUACAGAACUUGAAAAGCAGAGGUCCCAGGGACUGCGUGGUGCUCAUGGCUGCCGCUGGGCACUUUGCUGGUGCUGUUUUCCAAGUAUAAGAAGUGUUGACACACAAAACCUUUCACCGCUACACAGUGCGGGCCAAGUGGGGCACAGCCCAGGGGCUUAGGGAUGCCCGGGGUGCAGCUUCCCACUCUGCUGGAGCCAUCCUGAGGCGCUACAGUGAAGACAUGCUAUAUAAGGAUGUUCGUGACCUGCUGGCAGGGCCAGACUGGGCUAAGGUGCUGGAGAAGGCUGGGACGAUACUGAUGCGUGCACCCCACUCUGGCCAGUCCUUGUUCUUUGGAGGCUGUGAGGCUCCCCUGCAAUGUGGGGAUCCCCGACUUUGGGAUAUCCCCCUCGCUACCCGCAGACCCACCUUCCAAGAGCUACAGCGUGUGCUCCAUAAGCUGACCACCUCACAUGUCCACGGUGAGCCUUCUGUCCAGAUCCCCAGACUCCCGAGACCUUCCCAUACCUCCCGGUUGGAUUUACCUCAGACACACUGGAAGACAAUGAGAGGAAGGAAGGCCAUUGAGGAAGAAAGUAAGUUCCACAGUGAUGAAAAUGAGGCACUCGGGUGGAAUGAGGAAGCUCCCAAACAGGGUUCAGAGUCAGAGGGAGAGGAUGGCUCCCAGGUAGAGUUGGAGCUAGUAGAGGUGACACUGGGGACGCUGGAUCUUCGUGAAUUUGAGGUAUUGCCCAAGCAGAGGAGGAGAAAAAGGAAUAAGAGGGAGAGAAACCAAGACCUGGAGGCUGGGGUGCAAAUGAUUCUUUCGCAGCAACCUCGAGAAGAUGAGGCCUUUCCAGAGUCAGCCCCUCUGGGGCCUUCCCCAGAUGAGGCCAAGUCCCCUGGUCAGCCGGAGCUCCGGGAUGUGCUUUUGGCUGCUUGCCGAGCUGGAGGGGGGAUGCUGAAGCUCCGGCCAGCUGCCAGCCCCCUAGACCCUGGAGUUCUGUCUCUGCUCAGUGCCCCCUUGGGCUCUGGUGGCUUCACCCUCCUGCAUGCAGCCGCCAGAGCUGGGAGAGGCUCAGUAGGUGAUGUUGAACUCAUUUUUUGGGUUUUCGCACCUAGGGACUCCCGGCCCCGGCCACAGUACACAGUUGCAGCUGACAAAUCAACACGUGAUGAGUUCCUGAGCUUCAUGGAGAAGAAUCCAGAUGCUUAUGAUUACAGCAAAGCUCAGGUGCCAGGGCCACUGACAGCGGAAAUGGAGGUGUGGCAGGCCAUUCGGAAAAGGGAGCGGAAGGCAGCCCGGUGGCACCGGCAGGAGCAGCAGUGGGAGCAAGAAGAGCAGCGGGGAUUUGCUGCCCUCAGCGACUGAGAGAAGGGAGCUCUGGCUGCAGAGCGCCGACUGGCUGCCCAUUUGGGAACCCCUACCCCUCAGGUCCCCGACCCUGCCAUCAUCAGCGUUCAACACCACUGGAGCUGUGGGACAUCCCUCCAAGGCCUCAUAUUCCCUUUCACUACUUUGAUUUCUUUCCGCUCCAUACGCUGCCUCCAGGAUCAUUGCUGUCGGGCUGAGAAGCCCUCUUCCUGA
Messenger RNA from Lipotes vexillifer (Yangtze River dolphin), 2172 nucleotides. RefSeq names its product ankyrin repeat and zinc finger peptidyl tRNA hydrolase 1 (gene ANKZF1). Lineage: Eukaryota; Metazoa; Chordata; Mammalia; Artiodactyla; Lipotidae. The record is from RefSeq and is a predicted model, not a curated record. Gene Ontology annotation, biological process: ERAD pathway.